Messenger RNA from Hyaena hyaena (striped hyena), 7696 nucleotides. It is a transcript of the gene LNPEP, whose product is annotated as leucyl and cystinyl aminopeptidase. Gene Ontology annotation, cellular component: cytoplasm. Gene Ontology annotation, molecular function: zinc ion binding; metalloaminopeptidase activity; peptide binding. The coding region runs from base 227 to 3307 and encodes 1026 amino acids. Gene Ontology annotation, biological process: peptide catabolic process; proteolysis. The transcript has 18 exons. The record is from RefSeq and is a predicted model, not a curated record. NCBI's taxonomy places the organism in Eukaryota, Metazoa, Chordata, Mammalia, Carnivora, Hyaenidae.
CUCCGGCUGUGCGGUGUUUUUCCCACUAGCCUCCCUCCCAUUCCGUAGCUGUGGCAAAAACCCGGAGCAGCGGAGCCCCCGAGCUGCGGACCGGCGCCGCCCCUCGCAGCACCUCCCCGACAGCCCUCUGCCGCCGCGCUGGGCAUGCUCAGUCGACAGGGCCGCUUCAGUUCUUGGAGUAGGAAGCUAGGGAGCUUCGGCUGUAAGGAGCCGCGGCGGGGCGAAAAUGGAUCCCUUUACUAACGAUCUGCUUCAGCUCCCCAGGAAUAUGAUUGAAAACAGCAUGUUUGAGGAAGAACCAGAUGUGGUAGAUUUAGCCAAAGAACCCUGUUUACAUCCUCUAGAGCCUGAUGAGGUAGAAUAUGAGCCCCGGGGUUCAAGACUGUUGGUGCGGGGUCUUGGUGAGCAUGAGAUGGAUGAAGACGAAGAGGAUUAUGAGUCAUCUGCAAAACUGCUGGGCAUGUCCUUCAUGAACAGAAGCUCAGGCCUUCGGAACAGUGCAACCGGCUACAGGCCGAGCCCAGAUGGGACUUGUUCGGUACCCUCUGCAAGGACCAUGGCGAUCUGUGUUUUUCUUAUUGUGGUUGCCGUUUCUAUAAUCAUGGUGAUUUAUUUACUACCCCGAUGUACCUUUACCAAAGAAGGCUGCCAUAAAAAAAACCAAUCAAUAGGACUAAUUCAGCCAGUUGCAACAAAUGGAAAGUUGUUUCCGUGGGCACAAGUCAGGCUUCCCACCGCCAUUAUGCCACUACGUUAUGAACUUAACCUACACCCAAACCUAACCUCGAUGACAUUCAGGGGUUCUGUGACAAUUUCACUUCAGGCUCUUCAGGCCACAUGGAAUAUCGUUCUUCACAGUACAGGCCAUAAUAUUUCAAGAAUGACCUUUAUGUCAGCAGUUUCAAGCCAAGAAAAACAAGUUGAGGUCUUAGAAUACCCAUUUCAUGAACAAAUUGCAAUUGUUGCCCCUGAAGCUCUUCUUGAAGGACACAAUUACACCUUGAAGAUAGAGUAUUCAGCGAAUAUAUCUACUUCUUACUAUGGGUUCUAUGGAAUCUCCUACACAGAUGAAAGUAAUGAGAAAAAGUACUUUGCAGCAACUCAGUUUGAACCCCUGGCAGCAAGAUCUGCUUUUCCUUGUUUUGAUGAACCAGGAUUUAAAGCCACAUUUAUCAUCAGAAUCAUAAGGGAUGAGCAAUAUACUGCUUUAUCAAAUAUGCCUAAGAAUUCAUCAGUCAUUAUGGAAGAUGGACUUGUUCAGGAUGAGUUUUCUGAGAGUGUGAAAAUGAGCACUUACCUGGUUGCAUUCAUUGUUGGGGAGCUGAAGAACCUGAGUCAGGACGUAAAUGGAACCCUGGUUUCUAUAUAUGCUGUACCAGAAAAGAUUGGUCAGGUUCACCAUGCCUUGGAAACAACUGUGAAGCUUCUUGAAUUCUAUCAAAACUACUUUGAAAUUCAAUACCCACUUAAGAAAUUGGAUUUGGUGGCUAUUCCUGACUUUGAAGCAGGAGCAAUGGAAAAUUGGGGUUUGCUCACCUUCCGGGAAGAGACACUUCUGUAUGACAAUAAUACUUCUUCAGUGGCGGAUAGAAAGCUGGUAACUAAAAUCAUUGCUCAUGAGCUGUCCCAUCAGUGGUUCGGUAAUCUCGUAACAAUGGAGUGGUGGAAUGAUCUGUGGCUAAAUGAAGGAUUUGCUACUUUCAUGGAGUAUUUCUCUUUGGAAAAAAUAUUCAAAGAGCUCUCUAGUUAUGAAGAUUUCUUAGAUGCGCGAUUUAAAACCAUGAAGAAGGAUUCCUUGAAUUCAUCUCAUCCAAUAUCAUCAUCAUCUGUUCAGUCUUCAGAACAGAUCGAAGAAAUGUUUGAUUCUCUUUCCUAUUUUAAGGGAGCUUCUCUCUUGUUGAUGCUGAAAACUUAUCUUAGUGAGGAUGUAUUUCAACAUGCUGUUUUCUUUUACCUGCAUAAUCAUAGCUAUGGAUCCAUUAAAAGUGAUGAUCUGUGGGAUAGUUUUAAUGAGGUCACAAACAAAACACUAGAUGUAAAGAAAAUGAUGAAAACCUGGACCCUGCAAAAAGGAUUUCCUUUAGUGACUGUUCAAAGAAAAGGAAAAGAACUUCAUGUACAACAAGAAAGAUACUUUUUAAAUACGAAGCCUGAAAUUCAGCCUUCAGAUGGAAGCUAUCUCUGGCAUAUUCCACUAUCCUAUGUCACUGGGGGAAGAAAUUACUCAAAAUAUCCAUUGGUAUUUUUAUUGGACAAGAAAUCAGGUGUCAUCAAUCUUACAGAAGAAGUGGAGUGGAUCAAAGUCAAUACAAACAUGAAUGGCUAUUAUGUUGUACACUAUGCAGACGAUGACUGGGAAGCACUAAUCAAACAGCUGAAAACAAAUCCUUAUGUCCUGAGUGACAAAGACCGAGCCAGCCUCAUCAACAACAUCUUUGAACUUGCAGGCCUAGGCAAGGUGUCUCUUCAAAGGGCCUUUGAUUUGAUUGAUUACCUCAGAAAUGAGACCUAUACCGCCCCCAUCACUGAAGCCCUGUUCCAGACAGGCCUCAUCUAUAACCUCCUUGAAAAGCUGGGAUACAUGGAUCUUGCCUCAAGAGUAGUGGCCAGGGUAUUUAAAUUACUUCAAAGUCAAAUCCAACAGCAAACUUGGACUGAUGAAGGCACCCCAUCUACUCGAGAGCUUCGGUCAGUCUUACUAGAAUUUGCCUGCACCCAUGACCUAGAGAACUGCAGCACUGUUGCCACAAAGCUGUUUGAUGAUUGGGUGGCAUCCAAUGGAACUCAAAGCCUACCUACUGAUGUCAUGACUACUGUGUUCAAGGUUGGAGCAAAAACUGAGAAAGGCUGGUCAUUCCUAUUAAGCAAGUAUGUCUCUAUAGGCUCUGAAGCAGAAAAGAAUAAAAUACUUGAAGCUCUUGCCAGCUCUGAGGAUGUACGGAAACUUUACUGGUUAAUGAAAAAUAGCCUCAGUGGAGAUAUCAUCCGAACACAGAAGCUGUCAUUUAUCAUUAGAACAGUUGGCCGACGUUUUCCUGGACAUUUGCUGGCAUGGGAUUUUGUCAAAGAGAACUGGAAUAAGCUUGUACAGAAGUUUCAUCUGGGGUCCUAUACCAUACAAAGUAUUGUUGCCGGGUCAACGCAUCUGUUUUCAACAAAGGCACAUUUGUCUGAGGUCCAGGCCUUCUUUGAAAACCAGUCAGAGGCAACCUUUCGGCUCCAUUGUGUCCAGGAGGCGUUAGAAGUCAUUCAGUUGAAUAUCCAAUGGAUGGAGAAGAACCUUAAAACCCUGACGUGGUGGCUGUAGCAUGCACACCUGCACCUCGUCUUGUCUCCCAUUCAGAGGGCUUGUUAACUUGGGCUCCCCUGCUUUUGCAAAAAGCCAAGGUGAAGCCAGAACCGCUGCCGAGUUGUUUGCACUCUUAGGAGUUCUAGUUAGCUCAGGGCCCGUCUGUACUUUCCAUCUGUCUUUUUCGAAUUGUCUUUGGGCAGUGUGUAGUUAUUUAUUACAAAACUAUAGUCACCUACAUGCGCCAACAUCUACAAAAACAGUGAGUAAUUUUUCUACUUUGAAGAUAUACAAAUGGGGAGGAAAAAUCUAUUUUGGCCUUCUGUUCUGUUUCUCGGUAUCCGGAAAAUACUGACACAGUGAAACAAGGAAAGCUGUACCGUGGGAGCCAUCAUCUUUGCAGGCUGCUGGUUUGUUGGCCAUUUGUUGCUUCUUAUUGAUAGAUGUUACUUGAAUGUGGUACAAAACUUGGCUUCAAAACUAUGGUAAUGAAGUCGAUGAAUCAUACAACUGUUAGAAAAACUGAUCUCAGGUGUGCAGAUCUACUUUGAUUUGAGGCUUUAACUCUUUAUUUUCUGAAAAAAAGUUUAAAUAAGAUCUAUAACUUAUAUUUUUUUUCUGCAGAACAGCUAGGUGCUACAGAAUUUUUAAAUUUUUGUUGUAUUGAAAAGCUAAGUAACAAGGACAAAAGAUUAAAUUUUCCAAAUAUUUAAUACUUAUUUUUUCACCUUUUAGGAAAAUGUUUCAAACUGAGUUAGCUUUAAGUAUAAGUAUUUUAUUUAUGAACUCCAAUAUUCUCCAAAUCUGUACACCUUUACCACUCCCCACCAUCGAUAUACCUUAUGUUAUAAAUAAGUAUGUCUACAUUUAUGGAAAGCCUUUUGUUCAUACUGGUGUCUUUUAUCCUGACUUUAUCACUAUUACUAAAAAUAAUUUGUUUAAGUUACCUUUGACAUUACCUGAUCAUAGACACUUUCCCUGUGAAUCAUACUCGUGUAGAUUUUGAUGUUAUAUGAUAGGGUAUAUUAGAAGCAUAGUAGAAGCAUAUUUUAAGAUAGGGCCUUUGAGAAAUUGAGCAUUUUUAUUUGAAGUUCACCAUAAUACCUUAAAGGAAUAAAGAGAAUGUGGAAUAGGAGUAGUUUGAUUCAGAUCUGAUAUGGUGGGCUUUGAAUUUUUUCUGCUGACAAAAUCAGUACUUUUUUUUAGUUGAAAAAUCAGUGGUUUUAUUUUGUUUUAUCUUUAUCAUGGCCAAACUAACUAAAAGGAAUGGCCAAGGAAAGAAAGAAAGAAAAGGGAAGAUGUCCAAAGCUGUAUGGCGUUUUCACUCCUUGUAAAGGAGAAAUACUGUACUUGAAUUUUUUGAGCUAUGCAGACUUAAUACUUAGAUUGUUGAGUUUCUUUGAUUCUUAAGGGAAAGGCUUUCUUCCUAAUAAUUUUUGAGUACUUUGUAUUUUGUUUGAAAACAUCUUCUAUGUACAUAAAAAGGGUAGAUACUUAUUUGCAAGCACUUAAAACACACCACAGAAUCAAUGGAAAAGGUCACCUUUUUUAUUUUAGCAGAUAUAAAGUGAAAAUAUGUGGGAUUGUGUAUAAAAUUAUAUUUUACUUUAUGAAAUAUUUUUAUAUAACAAAAUUAAAAAUGCUGGCAAGCUAAAAGAUAGCUUUCUUUAAUCCUAGUGUGUUUUCUCCCAAUUUAGUCUUUUCUAAACAUUUAUCUCUGGUCUAGAAUACAAAAUAAUAUGUCCUGAGAAUCACAGAAUCCUCUAAAGAUGUCUUGUUGAAACUGUGGUGAUUGUAGGUUUUUAUUUGUCUUUUGCUUCAACAAAUGAAUGAUAGUUUAGUUGAUAUUGGAAGUUAAUGUGUUUUUACAUUUUUAGAGUGGGGAAAAAUACAAACUUUUGAGGGGUUUUUUGGUUGCUGGUUUUUUACCAUAUGUUAUAUUACUAAAUUCCACUUUGAUACAGAGUUUAAAUUUUGCUACUUCUCAAAAGCAGUUAAGACUUUUCAGUUUUACCUGCCCAUCUUUACAUGGCUACUGUAGUGAAUGUUAACUCUACAUAUGGCAAAUCUUGUCCCGAAUUAUAUCAUUUUUUCUGAGUGUAUGUGUGUGUGUGUGUGUGUGUAUGUGUGUGUAUUAUAUAGGGAGAAGGUGAUGUUUAAGUAAAUCCCUAUCAAAACAUGGGCUAAAAAAGAGGUAACUUGUAAUCCAUUGCUAUCUUUGUUCUCCAAAGCUGUUCAUCCCCAUGAUGCUGGAACCGCUGGUCGUAGUGUUAUUUAUAGGCCUCACCUCAGUUAUAUGUAGCUGUAACAGCCCUCCCCUCAUGUUUGCCCAGAGAAUUCCAUAAUUUUUAAUGUGAAGCUAACCCAUCUGUAUGGCACUUUGAAAAACUAACUCUAAGUCAAGAAUAUAAGGUUAAGUAACCAGUAGAACAUGUUACAUACUAGGUAUAACUGUAGGUUUUGAAGCUGUAUCACCCCAAACCUUAUCUUCACCCCUGAAUCUCAGAGAGUUCAAACAGACGGGAGCACAGCAGUCACGGCAGGCUUGUUUAUGUAAGCACACAGAUCCUUGACAGCUAAGUGCUGGUUUUCAAGAAUUACGUUCAUUGCAGAGAGACGAUCUAUGUGAAUGUAAUAGAAGAGGCACAUCAUACCACGUUAUUAGGAAAUCUGAAAUUGUAGAAGAAAAACUUAUGCUUUGGAGAUCAGGAAGUAGAAAUCCAAGGAGUCUAGUUUGUUCCAUUAAUAGCAAGAGAUUGGAUUCAUUAAACUACAGGUAGUGUCAGCCUCCACCCCACGCUCAUGCCUUCCUCCAUUUUCUUGUUUCACAUAAAUCCCUUUAAGUGAAAUUGCAUUGCUGUUGUUUGUGAACUUUCUUACCAGCACAGGCUCUGCUUAAAUGUUAAUACUCCUUGAUAUUCAUGUUUUCAUUUCAUUGAACAAAAGCUGUCAGCAGAGUUCUGGGUAUGUAGAGGAUAUUGCGCUGCGUCGGUCUCACUGGGUACAGAGCAGAGUCCCUUCUGAGUAUAGCAAAGUAAGAAAUGAAAACUAAGUGCUGAGUUUGUUGAGUUAUUGGUAGCCUCUCACUGAGUUAGUUGUGUUUGAAGAGUCUAGGCAAACUAAAGCACCUGGACCCAUAAUCUGCAGCUGGACUUCUGAAUAUUCAUGUAACCCCCAUUCGUUUCAUGAGAUUGUGCAGCUCAGGACACAUACCAUCACCAAGAACUGCAGCGCCUGAGUCUGCAAAACGAGAUCCGAAUUUCAUAGAUAUGAUGUAGCUUUUUCUCUCCUUUGCCUUUGUCAUUUUGUUGUUAUUGUAAUUAACUCUUUUAUAAAGGGCUUCUUCACUGCCUCCUCUGACACUCCCAUUUGUACUGCUUUGUUUUUUGAGUUUUGUGGUUUUUUGCAUUCUUUUAUUUUGUGCUUCAUUCUCUGCAUUGGUAAGUAAAUACUAAAUGAAAAGUAGCAGUCCAAAAGUAUGUUAAAUUUCCUCUUCUUGCUUUCCUUAUUGCCUGCAUGUGCAAUAGCUAAUAAAAUAGUUGAUUAAUUUCUUUGAGUGGCUUUUUGGGGGUAUAUACUUUUUUUAAAUGUGUAUAUGUGGUUUUGAUAUGUUUUUAUUUUCUUUAAUUUUGUAUACUUAUUCUGAUAAAAGGCAAAAUACUGUCCAAUGAAAAAUCUCUUCCGCCCUGCCCAUAAUUGCCUAUGUGGGCAACAGAUACAGAGUACUUAUUUGGUAUUUCUUUUUUGGAAGUUGAUGGUGAUAUUGAGGGGAGGGCAGAGUAUGUUCUUUUUAAAAAUGUUUUUGCUGCUAUCUUGUGGGUGUCAUUUCAUUUUGCAUUUCCUUCAUCUUUCUCAUGGAAAUGUAGCUAUCUAAUGAACUAUGGAGGUCCAGAAGUAGGUCACUUGUCCCACUCACCCCUCUCCGAACUGCCUGCAUGGACAGUAACUAAUAGAGUAGCUGUGGGUGCUCUUGCCUUGAUCUAGUCUUGGGGGCUCGGGCUUAUAGAUCAUUCUUUCAGGUGUGUGUAUAUAUAUGUAUAUAUAUAUAUGUUAUGCUACUUUUUUACAUUUCAUUUUUAUAUAUCCCUUUGCAUGUAUGCAUAUGUACUUAAUGAAAAUUGAAGUUCAGAGUAUGACAGAUUUUCUCUUUUCCCUUUUCCUCAUCGCCUCCUUGGGCAGUAGCUAAUACUUUGGGUUUUGUGGGGCAGGAAGUAGGGUAUGUACUUAAUGUAUAUAAAUAAAUUUCCUACUACUUUGUAUUACUUAAUUCAUUUCAUACUGUGUCCUUCUCAUCCUUCUCAGAGGACGUUAAAGUACCUAAUGAGACUUGGAAGUCCGGAUGUAUGACAGUCUUCUCUCCUCCCCUCCCCUUAGUGUCCAUGUGGGCAAUAGCUGGUAGAAUACUUG